Molecule: messenger RNA, 2571 nt
Organism: Talaromyces rugulosus
Lineage: Eukaryota; Fungi; Ascomycota; Eurotiomycetes; Eurotiales; Trichocomaceae
Exons: 6
Coding region: 1-2571 (856 amino acids)
Molecular function (GO): RNA binding
Source: RefSeq, a predicted model, not a curated record
AUGACGCCCAGUCCUCCAGAUGAGGCAAUACACUUUCGUGGGAAGACCCUGACGCCUGAGAGCCCCCGUCCUCUUCACAUCCCCGAACCGUCAAAUAUCCCUGUCCUAGAAAACCAGAUGGAUCCCGUGUUCAACGAUACUUCGACCUAUGAGAAACUUACUAGCAAGCAAGAGGAAGAAGGACUGCCCCAUCGCGCAGCCCAGGAUGGUGGAAUGUACGAGAACGCAAAUGAUAUUUAUAGCAGAAAUGGAGAAGGCAAUGCCGCAGUCCAUGAGCAAGAACCCACCCAUGUUUCCUCUGCCAUAGAGUAUCAGCAGAAGCCCCCGGAAUCCACUGCUUUUGCCGAGCUGAAUACUCCUCCCAACCCCCCUAUGGAAACACUUCCAAAUGGAGUCCCUAAAAGCCCCAACGCCCCAUCCAAUCAGCAAAUACUAUUUGGCGGUAGUAUGAACGUUGCUAGCAACAGUAGCAACAAUGUAACAGCCGAAACAGGUAUUGACUUCCAAAGUCUGCUUGACAAUAUCACUACAUCGGCUUCUACCGCUCCGUCUGGCCCUACUUUCACUGCCACUACAUCUUCUCCUUCGAAUAACCCCCUCAGCCAAGAACAGCAACCGACGUCAAGUCCUUCGAUGCUAGCUUCAGCAGACCUUCCACCACGACCUCCACCGCAAGAGUUGCCUGCUUUUAAUUUCGGUUAUUCCCCGACAAAUGAUUUGCACGAUUAUCACCAACCCCUUAAUCAGACUGGCAACCAAGUGGGGUCUCCAUACGCAACGCAUCAGCAGGGCGGCCAUCUUAACCCUUCUGCAGCAGCUCCGGGUUUGCCUCUAGGAAGCUCUUCGGGGGUAAAUGGACUACCACCUCCUCCUGUUGCAACAUUCCAACAGCAAAAUCCUACAACAUCAUCUGAAGCUACGUCUGGCCACAAAUCUGCGAGAGCCGAGAGACAAAGUGGGCGCCCUAGCAAUUAUACAGAUGACGAGGCACCCUGGCCGCCGGAUAUACAACGGAAAUACGACGAAUUCCUUCGAGACGAACGAGUGUACGUUACUGAAGGCUUAUGGGAUCGUUUCCCUCCUGGAUCAAGACUGUUUGUUGGGAACCUCCCAACCGAGCGUGUGACGAAACGCGACCUGUUCCACCUGUUUCACAAAUAUGGAAAACUUGCGCAGAUAUCUAUUAAGCAAGCUUAUGGUUUCAUCCAGUUCCUUGAUUCCAGCUCUUGUCACCAAGCUUUGCAAGUAGAGCAAGGAGGUCUUGUGCGGGGGCGGAGCAUUCAUCUUGAGAUAUCAAAGCCUCAGAAAAACACGCGGGCAGGGCCAAGUCAACCCGAGCCAGCCCGCGUACCAGUUUCUAGACGUUCCAAGUCGCCGGAUUUCUCUCGUACCGGAACUUCAAAUAGCCGUGCAACUCGAAACCAGGGUGGAGAUCGUCACGAGCGCACUUACGACGCUAAACGUGUACCAUUUAGUGAUUUUAGGGACGAUCAUGGUUCUCGACGCCGCGAUGACUACCGGCCACCACCAAGAUCGCCAUCCCCUCGUCCUUUUCGCAGUCGGGAAGGGGGAUACCGUUCAAGAGACCGAACGCCAGAUCGAUUCGACCGACGUGACCGACGUAGGUCACGAUCUCCUUAUGGUAGAGAGCGACGCUUUCGGAGUCCUAGCCCGCGGGCUCGGCCGGGAUAUGAUGAGAAUGACCUUGGUUUUCUACGCCGUGCACCAAGAGAGGUUCCAGAUCUGCAGAUAUUGGCUUUUGAUGACGUUGACAAGAAAUUUGUCUUUCAUGUGGAAAGCUCGUUCAGUAACCGAGGGUUUCGAGUUGAUGUUUCGGUGGAACCGCCGGCAUAUAUGGAUACCGCUAUCCAAAGACAGGUGAACGAGGGAGUUCCGUUCGUUGUAAAGCUUUCGAGAGGCCAGCAAUAUUCGGGAAAAGUCACAUUGAUUAUGCUUGAUUUUAAUACCGGAGCUAGCAAGCUUCGCCCAAGUGAAUACCCAGACCUUGACUUGCAUGUUGCUGUGGAGAUGGCCACACAAGCCCAAAGUCGACGACGAGCUGCCGCUGCACCGAACCUUUACCAGUCGAACGUGCCGUAUUCGGCGCCCUCCAUGAUGCCUCGGUUCCCCCAAACCCUGCCACCAGCCCAGGCAGUUAAUCCGCCCCUUUCGAACCCUAAUCAAAUUGCGAAUCUCAUUUCGACUUUGGAUGGGCCAUCACUACAAUCCCUCUUGGGGGUCCUCCAGCAAACACAGCCUGGCCCGCAACCGAUUCAGCAACCGAUGCAGAUCACGCCCAAUGCUGUCAACCCUGUCGACCUGGCGAGUCUUUUGAACAGCGCUACCCAGCAGAAUACAGUACCAACAAUUCCGAACGCAGGACUCCAACAGCCUCAGCUAACUCCUGGAUUCGGCGUGCCCGUCCCUCCGCAGUCCCUCAAUCGUCCGGACCCCAACCUGCUUGCACUUUUAGCGAAAGGGUUGGGCGGUGGGAAUCCCUCGCAGUCUCAAAUGCCGGUGGGCUCUCAGGUCCAAAAUAUUGUCAACCAGCUGUCCAAAUGGAAGCAGUAG